Messenger RNA from Drosophila willistoni, 581 nucleotides. RefSeq names its product acylphosphatase-2. Gene Ontology annotation, molecular function: acylphosphatase activity. NCBI's taxonomy places the organism in Eukaryota, Metazoa, Arthropoda, Insecta, Diptera, Drosophilidae. The record is from RefSeq and is a predicted model, not a curated record. Bases 84 to 464 code for a protein of 126 amino acids. The transcript has 4 exons.
CGAUGAGAUUUAUGAUUUCGUUUCGAUACAUAUAAAAAUCAUAUCAUUGGACAUUGAACUAGAAAAAACAAAUCUCUUCAAAAAUGAUUAGCAAAAUUACGAAAAAACCCAAAUUGAAGCAGCCAGCCACAGCGAUUUCAAAAUCAUCCACAUUGGCUUCAGCUCCAGAAGAUCCAAAACAAAUUUUUAGCACCGUCUUCGAGGUCUUUGGGACUGUUCAAGGUGUCUAUUUUCGCAAGCACACUCAAUCGAAGGCCAAACAAUUGGGAAUUAAUGGCUGGUGCAUGAAUACCAAACAGGGCACAGUCAAGGGUGUCAUCGAAGGCAAUUUAGACAAGCUAAACGAAAUGAGACAUUGGCUGCAACACAAGGGAAGUCCUCGUUCCAUAAUCGAAAAAGCUGUCUUUUCUACUAAUGAACCUCUGCCGAUCCAUAAUUUUGGUACCUUUACCAUAAGGCGUUAAGAGUAUCGAAAGAAAUGCUAAAUUUUUCUUCCGAGUUCCUUAAAAAAUUUCCCAAUGCGUCUUCAUAAAAACCAAUCCUGAAUGCUAAUGAUAUGAAAAAUUAUUGAAAAUGUUUCC